Molecule: messenger RNA, 373 nt
Organism: Medioppia subpectinata
Lineage: Eukaryota; Metazoa; Arthropoda; Arachnida; Sarcoptiformes; Oppiidae
Source: the annotation of a GenBank genome assembly
UUAUUUUUAAUUUAAUAGAUUUAUUGAUAUACCGGUCGUUCCAACAAAUCCCAAGCAUUUACUCUAUGAUGGCUUAGAAAAAGUUAUUUGUAAUGUGAAGUCGAAUCGUGACGCCUGGCCUUUCUUAGAACCGGUCGACGGAACAAAGUUUCCGAUGUAUUAUCAAGUGAUCGAAGAACCCAUUGAUUUGUCUGCCAUUGAGAAGCGAAUUGAGGACAGAGAGUACGAGACUUUCGAAGAAGUGGAAAACGAUUUCAAACUUAUGGUUAACAAUUGCGAGACAUUCAAUGGACCCAAAAAUGGUUACACACUAAUGGCUUAUGGCGUUUGGCGUGCAUUCAAAAAGGCUUCACUUAAGCAUUUGGAACGAGAG